Messenger RNA from Tetrahymena thermophila SB210, 1428 nucleotides. Its product is annotated as EF hand protein, putative. Lineage: Eukaryota; Ciliophora; Oligohymenophorea; Hymenostomatida; Tetrahymenidae. The record is from RefSeq and is a predicted model, not a curated record. The transcript has 4 exons. Gene Ontology annotation, molecular function: calcium ion binding.
AUGUCAUACUAUACUCCUAGUCAAAAAUUAGCAUAUAGCCCUUAACUUGUAUAUUCAGAUUAAGUUUACUCAAGCUAAUAUAAUCAUCCUUCCACUCAUGUUCCUCCUAGGUAUUUAGGAGAUUAUUAAAUUACUCCUAGCAAAGUAGUAUUGUAUCAAAAUCCAGUAAGUCUAAGAUAAGAGUCUCCUGUUUUUGAAUAAACUGCCCCAUAUACAUAAUAAUUAUCAUACAGUUAAAUUAUACCAUAAACAGUUUAAACUGGUUACUAGCCUGUAUAUUAAGCAGAUUAUGAUAGAAAAUUAGAAGCCAGGGACUCUUCUCCUUUAUCAACACAGAAUAGCUAAGUUAUAUAUUAAGCAUAGAAGCCAUCUGAAAGUUAUUAUGUUGGUACAUAAUCUAAAUUUUACACUCCAAUUCACAAAGAUUAGCAUGAAAGACUGUCUGAAGAAGAGUAUAUUUAUCAAUCUGAAAAGUAAAGGGAGAUAGAUUAUCUAAAUUGGAAGGCAUCUUCAAUGAGAAGUAGAUCACCUUAGCAUUCAACAACACUAGUUUCACCUCCUCGUCCAUUAGUUCCCUUAGCAAGUAGUUAUGUGCUUUAACCAGGCCAAUACAGUGAUAUCAAGCAUAAUAUUACAAAUUAUGAAAAUAAUUUAGUAGCAAAUCUUAAUACAGAAGAGAAAUUUAGGUAGAUGAAAGAAGAAAUGAAUAAAUGUUCUUAUACUUACUCUCAGAUGAUUAACACUAUAUUAUAUAAUUUUAAAGAGAUUUUGUAAUCCUUAAAAGAAAUUGAAAAAUGUAAAAAUGAUUUAAUAAACAAAGAGGAUUUUAGUAUAUAAGUAUUUUAUAAUAUUCUUAAUAACGAUAAAAAUAAUCCACUUUCUGCUGAGUAGCUUAAACUAAGUCUUACUGAUCUAAACUUCUCUUCUAUUGAUGUUUAUGAUAUUGAACUACUUUUUGCUAAGUAUUCUAAUGAAAGGUCAUCUGAAUAUUUGACGUUAAAUGAUUUUAAAAAGUUAUUCAUUCCAUACUAUGUGAACUCAAGAAGAAAAUACGAAUUUGAAUCAAGACAAGAAUAAUAGGAGGUGUCAAUAGAGACUUAGAGAAUAGCCGCUAGAGUAAUAAAAAUGCAUCUUAGUCUAGAAAAUAGCUAAGAAUAUUAUAGAUAGUUAAUGUCUAAAAGACUUAUUGAUCUAGCUUACUGCUUUGAUUAUAUAGAUAGGGAUAGAAAAGGAGUUUUAAACUAUUCUCAGAUUCAAACAUUUUUGCAAGGAAAUGAUAUUUAUUUUAAUUAAGAGGAUGUUAAUCUACUCAUACAAAGAUUUAAUAACGCUUAUCCUAUAGGGCCUUAAUUGGACCAUAUAAUUAAAUUAAAUGAAUUUAUUUAUGAGCUUUCCCCAAAAUCGCGUAUACCCUAUUUAAAAGAGUGA